CUUAUCAUCAAAUCGCCUACCCUUUCAUCCAUUGCACUGCCUGAACUACCCAAUCGAUUCUCUGCACCAGUCCCUCGCAGAAAUCUGAAAUCAUGUCUACGGCUGUCAUGAUGCCCGCUGAAGCUACACCUCUACCUUCUCCUCAAACCCAUAUCGAUUCCACUGGGGCAACGGGUUGUCCCAUCGGGGUCGAUACGAUCCAUUUGUCAGCCGACAAAACGACUCCAAUCGAUGAAGUGCCCGAUGCGUCUGGAGACAUCACGAUGACCGCAGCGCGGCCCACUGAAGAUGCUGAUCUUCAAGAUCAAUGUGCACUUGUUGCUCCUACGAUCACCACAGACGGCACCUCGGCGUCCAAGGUCGACCAUCCCCCCCUUGACAACGCCCACGACCCCAUUGCUGUCGUUUGUGGUAUUGCACCUCUGGCCAACAGUGCUCCCAGUCAUGAUCAGCCUCUCCGCCAGUGGCUCAACCAGCUGUCGCUCCAAGGACCAUUAUAUCGACUCCCACGCCCCAGGUUGAAUCGGUCUCUGCGCCCGCCACUCAGCCAGUUGUGACGGAGCAGUCCCAACCGCGACAGGUGUCACCACUCAACCUACAUCCCAACAGCCUCAGACCGGAACCGGAUCUGUCAUCACGAACCAGGACGAGUCGGAUGAUGACGCCGAAAUCGACAUGGUCCCGGCGAAUGUUGCUCCGGAGGCAGGAGAACCCAAGGACAUGCCUCCUGAGGAGCAUGUCUCCACCGCCCUUUCUGUCUGAUGCAAGACUU
This is a messenger RNA of Kockovaella imperatae, 772 nucleotides long. RefSeq lists its product as hypothetical. Lineage: Eukaryota; Fungi; Basidiomycota; Tremellomycetes; Tremellales; Cuniculitremaceae. The record is from RefSeq and is a predicted model, not a curated record. Bases 93 to 557 code for a protein of 154 amino acids. The transcript has 3 exons.